AUGUGCACAAGCAGUGCAAUAGCCGUCCGCUGCGACCUUUCAAGUCACUUGUCACCACUAGUAACGUUGCCAGGCCUCACAGGGGAUGAACCCCAAUCUUCUGGUGCGGAGUACGAUUCGAAACUCAAACGUAUACAACUCCAGCAGUGGUGGGAAUGCGCAUUUCGGCUUACUCCUGACUGGCGUAUUGAUGCGUCUCUUACUGCGAAGUAA
This is a messenger RNA of Eimeria maxima, 213 nucleotides long. RefSeq lists its product as hypothetical. The transcript has 2 exons. The record is from RefSeq and is a predicted model, not a curated record. NCBI's taxonomy places the organism in Eukaryota, Apicomplexa, Conoidasida, Eucoccidiorida, Eimeriidae. The coding region runs from base 1 to 213 and encodes 70 amino acids.